Messenger RNA from Lontra canadensis (Northern American river otter), 988 nucleotides. It is a transcript of the gene PPIL3, whose product is annotated as peptidylprolyl isomerase like 3. Bases 203 to 688 code for a protein of 161 amino acids. Gene Ontology annotation, cellular component: catalytic step 2 spliceosome. The transcript has 7 exons. Gene Ontology annotation, molecular function: peptidyl-prolyl cis-trans isomerase activity. NCBI's taxonomy places the organism in Eukaryota, Metazoa, Chordata, Mammalia, Carnivora, Mustelidae. The record is from RefSeq and is a predicted model, not a curated record. Gene Ontology annotation, biological process: protein peptidyl-prolyl isomerization; protein folding.
UGGUCCUCCCCGUUUUACGUUGGAGCCCAAGGCACUGCUAGAGGUUGCGCGGAAUGGUUCCGGUUUACGUUUCGUGUCCUUGUACACUUAUUAAAAGAGCUCUCUUUCGCUGUCAAAAGGUACCAGAGACACGUUUUCCAACUUCUCUUGAUAAGACUGAGAAAUUCAGCAGUAGUACUUCCUGAAACCAUCAAGAAGAAAAAUGUCAGUGACACUGCAUACAGAUGUAGGUGAUAUUAAAAUAGAAGUUUUCUGUGAGAGGACACCCAAAACUUGUGAGAAUUUUUUGGCUCUUUGUGCCAGUAAUUACUACAAUGGCUGUAUAUUUCAUAGAAAUAUCAAGGGUUUCAUGGUUCAAACAGGAGAUCCGACAGGUACCGGAAGAGGAGGUAACAGUGUCUGGGGCAAGAAGUUUGAGGAUGAAUAUAGUGAAUAUCUGAAGCACAAUGUUAGAGGUGUUGUAUCUAUGGCUAAUAACGGCCCAAACACCAAUGGAUCUCAGUUCUUCAUCACCUAUGGCAAGCAGCCACAUUUGGACAUGAAAUACACAGUAUUUGGAAAGGUGAUAGAUGGUCUGGAGACUCUGGAUGAAUUGGAGAAGUUACCAGUAAAUGAGAAGACCUAUCGACCUCUUAACGAUGUACACAUUAAGGACAUAACAAUACAUGCCAAUCCAUUUGCACAAUAGCUAUAAUAGAUCUGGAAAAAUAUUUGGCAGACUAUUCAAGGAACACACCUAUUGUGGUUUACCCGGUUUUAAUUAUGUAGAAAGAUUACAUCAUCUGCCUGCCUGUUUAUAGCUAAGAUCUUCUAAGAGUUGGUGGUACCAUGAGGGCCCAAACAGCUUUCAUUUCCAUUAUUACAGCAUAUUUUUUACUAUAACUAUUAUCUAAUGUAUUUAAGUUCAAUUUUUUAAAAAACUCUUCUACUUGUAAUUUUUUGUUAUACAUAAACAUUCAUAUAUAAACAGCAUUUUUGAGCACUCUGA